Lactuca virosa is the source of this 216-nucleotide messenger RNA. The record is from the annotation of a GenBank genome assembly. NCBI's taxonomy places the organism in Eukaryota, Viridiplantae, Streptophyta, Magnoliopsida, Asterales, Asteraceae.
AUGUGUCAGAGUGAAAAUCUGGUGGUUUUGGCGGCUCUCCAGAGAAGAUUUGAAGAAAAGGUAGUGGCUUGCCGGAGCAGAUAUAUCAUGAAAGGAGGAAACGAAGACGACGGUGGCGGUUCACCACAACAACGACAACGACGAGGCAUCAGUGGUUCCAGAUCUGAAACUCCGACGACGGAUGUGAGUGUUAUCGUCGGUGGUCGGAGGCUGUGA